This is a messenger RNA of Thyridium curvatum, 237 nucleotides long. RefSeq lists its product as uncharacterized. The transcript is spliced from 2 exons. The record is from RefSeq and is a predicted model, not a curated record. The coding region runs from base 1 to 237 and encodes 78 amino acids. NCBI's taxonomy places the organism in Eukaryota, Fungi, Ascomycota, Sordariomycetes, Thyridiales, Thyridiaceae.
AUGGCCGAUAACGGCACCACCGUUUCAAUGAUGUACGGCGAGACGCCUCUCAAGCCGAACCAUACCUUCUCCGCACCUCAAGGCAGCAGCAUGGAACAGAACCAGGCACAGCAGAGACUGUCCUACGGUCUCGACCGAUUCCUCGCAGAAUCGCCAGCCGACGGGAACAUCUUCGCUGCGAUGAUGUUUGGAGGCACGGCCUCUGCUCCUUCGACAAGUAGCGGUACUUCCGCCUAG